AUGGCUUCUAAUCAGGUGGACGACCAGCUUCCAACCGACGUAGAGGAGCACAACGAACCCGGACUUUUGCACUUCCCUAACUUCAAGAACUCAUAUGCUGGCGAGUACGAAUGUCGCGGCUACCGUAACAACGAGUUGAUUGCGUCAAGUUCCGUUCAAGUGUAUCCAGCCACCGAUGACACAGAAGAAGUCAAGGUCGAGAUCGAGCCGCCUCGUGUGCGAAUUGUAUCGCAAGGAGAGUCCAUCGUGCUCAAGUGUGGUGUCGAAGAUCCAAAAUCGCGUGUAAUUUGGUGGCGUACUGAAAAUCUCAUUGAUGCCUUAAUGGUCGGAUCAACACAAUUCCUUCAUCUACACAGUGUUGAUGUGUGUGAACGUGGAAUCUACUAUUGCACCGAUGAAUCCACUAACUACGGCUAUCCUCAUUCGGUUAACACUCUCGUCGUUCUCCAGCACUCACUACUCGGUGCUAAGAAUGGUGCACACUUCGAAUGGGCACUAUUACGAGGAGGAAACAUCGUACGAAAACUUGGCAAUGAAGCAACACUUCACAUAAAAGGCGCCGAUCCAUCGAACGAUUACGGAGUGUACAGAUGUAACGUCGAAGACGAUAAUGGCGUCGUCAUUGGAAGCGCCUAUACCGCCGUCAGCGUCGGCUACAGUGGACAGAGCAAUGCUCAAGUGGUCAAAUUCGACGAAAAGUCCGAUGCUUCUUUCACCUGUCCGAUCUACUCCGUUCCCGGAUCUAAGGUCGAGUGGUCCCGAGUGGAUGGCGAUCUCCCACCCAACGCAGUUCCCAACGGAAACAGACUUGAGUAA
Molecule: messenger RNA, 816 nt
Organism: Cooperia oncophora
Lineage: Eukaryota; Metazoa; Nematoda; Chromadorea; Rhabditida; Trichostrongylidae
Source: the annotation of a GenBank genome assembly